GCGGCGGCGUAGAGUGCGCUCUGUGCCUCUGUGUUGGCUCUGGUGGGAUGUAGACAGUCAGUAGAGAAACAACCAUAUAAUAAACCAUGAGAAAACCAGGAAAUGUAUAUUUAAAUUUAACACAAUCAGUUUGAUAGAUUCUUUAAUCUGAAUAAACACAUAUUAACGAAACAAAAAGAGGAGUGCAGACCGAAAAUUUCAGAUAGAAUUGCGGAAAUAUAAAAAGUUAGGUUACGUUCGGAAAAGAGUGAAAAUUCUGUGAGGUGCAGUGCAAGAUGUGAGUGACACUCGUGUACCGUUUGUAUUUUGCUUCAGAAAAUUCAAUUUUUUAUGAGCUGAAGAAAACGAGGUUGAAACGUCAACUGUCAAAAAAGGACAUGGAGACUUUAGUGAAAAUGAAGGACGAGAAGUUGUCAUAAUAAUAAUAAAUAACAGUAUGAAAGGAAAUCGCGGGGGCGGGGCGGGGAGCAGCGAGACGGUGAAAGGGGCAAGUCCGGCGCGUCACUCAAUCGCUCGACGACGGCCGAGCCGACGACGUCGGACACGGCAUGACGAUGAUGCGGGACUGUGACCGACCAACGACGCCGCGCCGUUCAUUUAAUUAUUAUCCCGAGAGUGGCGUACUCGCGAUUAUUUAAUCAUGAGCAAUUCGCGAGUUGACCGUCUCCAUGACUCGUGAGACAUUUCGUCGUCUGAGAUAGAAAGAAGCGUGAAAAAUAGUGGAAUGUAAAUGAAAAAUCGUGUAUUGAAACGGUCAGGCACAGGAAGAGCAAAAAUCAAGAAUAAUUGCCGAUAUAAAAUGAUAGUGAGAUGAAUAGUUUUCGUCUUGUUUUUUUUUUCCCCUUUUAUUAUCGUGAAAGUGACUAAACACCUACACAUCUUUGACACGGAUUGCGUGCGCUCGAAUGUUUCAUACUGCGGUGACUUAUCAAUUGUUCGCGAAUAACCAAGUACAGAUGUAUAUGUAUAUACAAAAUAUUCGUAUAUACAGAUAGACAUACAUACACAUUUACCCUUAUAUGGACGUUACUUGGGAAUAAUAAUUAUUAUGUACGUGUAUAUACAGUGUUUCGUGUCGUUAAUAUAGACAUAUACGAGUAAUACAAACGAUUCCGGGCGAGUUUUCACGCCCAGGUGAGACAAAUAUGCGAUGGUCGGUCUACGCCUCCCCGCCGUUUUUCGCGGCUCACUGACGCCCGCCGCUCUUUCAUCUCUAGUUUUUGUAUGAUUUCCUCCUCCCCCCCCACCCCCCCGCCCCCGUUGGUUUUCAACAUUUUUGUGAGAAAAACAAAAUCACUGAAUAUCCAUUUAUCAUCCGACACUUCCGGUCCACAAAACAUCGCGAUUGAUUUGAGGUUAGGAAAGAAAAAACUUUGCUACUGUUCCACAGCACACGGGGGCCGUAUCAUCCUCUAAGAAAAAGACUUGAAAAAAAUUAACAAUCAUAAACUGUUUUUUCUUCUGGUUUAGUUGAAAAUUGAAACAGGCGGAGAAAGGGGUGUAAAAUAACCAAGAUGGCGGGUUCCUUAACGUGGUCGUGCACUUGUUGCCUAAGAUUUAAAUUCAGCCCUGAAGAGAUCGAGCAACGUUACAAGAGCCAGGAAAUCGACAGAAUGCUCGAAAAAGAUAGACAAGCGUUUCGACGACAGGUCAAACUGUUGCUACUCGGUGCUGGCGAAAGUGGAAAAUCCACUUUUCUUAAACAGAUGCGAAUUAUUCACGGUAUCAAAUUCGAGCCUGACUUAAUAAAGGAAUAUCAACAUGUGAUUUACCAGAAUAUAAUAAAAGGCAUGAAAGUGUUGGUGGAUGCAAGAGACAAGCUUAACAUACCUUGGGAGAAUCCUAAGAAUUAUGAUAUCGGUUAUCAAUUAUUGAAAUUCGAAAAUACUAUGAUUUUGGAUGCCAGACUGUUUUUGCAUUAUGUACCGUCUCUUCAGAGCUUGUGGAGGGAUGCGUCAAUAAGAAAAGCUUUCGACAGGCGAAGAGAAUUUCAAUUGAGUGACUCGGUGCAAUACUUUUUGGACAGUCUCGACAGGAUUGCAAGAGUCGAAUAUAUACCAACGCAUCAAGAUAUCUUGCACUGUAGAAAAGCAACAAAAGGAAUAUCAGAAUUCGUAAUACCAAUAAACAAUAUACCAUUUUUGUUUGUGGACGUUGGUGGACAACGCUCGCAACGGCAGAAAUGGUAUCAGUGUUUUGAUUGCGUCACGUCAAUAUUAUUUCUUGUUUCGUCUUCCGAAUUCGAUCAAGUUUUGCUUGAAGACAGGAGAACCAACAGACUUGAGGAGUCAAGAAACAUAUUCGACACGAUAGUGAACAACAUGAUAUUCGGAGGUGUAUCAAUAAUACUUUUUCUCAACAAGACGGAUUUGCUCGAGAGAAAGGUAUCGUCACCUGACACAAACGUCAGUUGGUAUUUUCCGCAAUUCACCGGUGAUUCACAUUCCAUGAAGGACGUGCAAAGUUUCAUACUCGAUAUGUUUGUAUCGGUAAAGAGAGAUCCGAGAAAGCCCUUGUUUCAUCACUUCACGACAGCGGUAGACACUGAAAAUAUCAAGGUCGUUUUUAACGCGGUGAAAGACACAAUAUUGCACCGAAAUUUGGAGUCGUUAAUGCUUCAGUAAACAAAAAUUCUUCAAAAAUGACGGACGAAGCGAGGAACGAGGAGUGAAAAAAACGAUUUUGUAGCGGUAGAAUUUACACUUUUCUAUGGACGAUAUUUAGAAAACAAAAAAUUCUUAAAAUAAGGAACCUUGGCAGGUAAGAAAGAAGAAUGAAAUAAUUUAACUGGAUGCGUGUAUUUAAAGGGUAAAAUAUUUCACUUUCAAACGCAUGUGAAGUAGCCAAGAAUUUUCUAUUAUUUUUCUUCGUUCUCGUUCUUACCCGAUACUUUUUGAUAAAAAUAUUGAUAAAGUUGAGGAUUUUGCAAUUUAUACAAACGCAAACAAUAAUAAUAAUAAUAUAUUGUGUAAAUAGCGACUCGUAUCCAAUACUUAAAUAUUUCAAGAUAUAAAUAUAUACAUAUAUACAUACAUAUAUGCCUCGGUAUAUACAUGUAUGUAUAUAUGUAUAAAUGUAAGGAUUUAUAUUUAUGCGUUGUCCAUAAUCUCUGCGAUGAUGAAUUUAUAUAUUUAUAUAAAAUAUAUAUAUUAUAUAUAUAUACAUACACAUAUACAUAAUAAAGUCUACGGAAAAAAGUAUGCGCGCUAUCUAAAAACGCCAGCGUUGAAAUUUUCAUAUUUGUACAGAUUGGUUCGUCCAAAAGCUUGUUUUCAUUACAAUAUUAUUACUAUUAUUAUUAUUAUUAUUAUUAUUUACGAAUUAUCGUGUGUGAAAAGUGAAAAAAGUUAUGAGGAAAUCUAAUAAUGCCGAGAUUUUACUUCUAUAUGUUGAUGAAUGAGAUUUAAUUUAUUUUUUUGAUUUAUAAUAAUUAUUUACCGCAUUUUGUUCUUCGCUGGAAAUAAUUUAAGCUCCAUCAGAACUGUGAAUAAUACUUAUCUUGAUCAGUUGAUUCGUCGUUGCGAUGCUAAUUAUCCAGCUGAAAAAGAGGAAAAUCACUGGACAAGAAAUUUCUAACGUUUUUUUGUCAAUUCAAUUCAAUUUGCAUUCUUCAAAUCUUAACGUAUACGAAAAAUACAUGUAAUCCGGUGCUGUUUAUGGGAGGUUUAGCAUUUUCCGAUCGAGCCAAAGUUCACUUUCUAUAAAGUUAUACACGAGAGUUUUGGUUUACUCGGCUGAAAAAUUGAUUGAUGUUGGUGAAAGAAAUAGUAUUAUUACGGAAUGGUUGCGCAAGUUUCCAGCAUAUUCGUCCUCGUAAACAAAACCGGAGCCAAUAAAUAUUUAUACUCGUAACGAUACGUGAAUGUAGAGAGAAAGAGAGACAGAGAGAGAGAGAGACCGCAAGAGAUGAAGAGAAGCAAAAAAAUAACAGAUUAAACCAAAUACUAGCUCCAUGCCAUAAGAGCCAAAUGAAACUUGUAACCGUUUUGUGUUCAAGAGCAGCUGUGGGCAAAACAAAAUUAAGUUCAAUAAUUGUUUUGCCACGAUGAAUGAUACGUGGUAGAAUAAGAUAAAAACUAUGCAAAACGGGAGAAAAAUACAACAACAAAAAAUCAACGUCUUAUAAAAAUGUGCCAGCCCACGUGUUUGUAAACGAUUAUUAUUUUUUUCCCGUUUACAUUAAAAUUAUUGAUUUCA
Venturia canescens is the source of this 4197-nucleotide messenger RNA. RefSeq names its product Guanine nucleotide-binding protein subunit alpha cta (gene cta). Gene Ontology annotation, biological process: adenylate cyclase-modulating G protein-coupled receptor signaling pathway; Rho protein signal transduction. The record is from RefSeq and is a predicted model, not a curated record. The coding region runs from base 1515 to 2624 and encodes 369 amino acids. Lineage: Eukaryota; Metazoa; Arthropoda; Insecta; Hymenoptera; Ichneumonidae. Gene Ontology annotation, cellular component: brush border membrane; heterotrimeric G-protein complex. Gene Ontology annotation, molecular function: D5 dopamine receptor binding; G-protein beta/gamma-subunit complex binding; GTPase activity. The transcript is spliced from 6 exons.